UUUCGUGAUGGAGUGACAUAAGGCACACCUAUAGUGUUGAAAUUAAAAGUACUGCAACACAACUUUUCCAGAACUGAACUAAAUUCUCAAACAAUAGGAGUUAUUACUAAAAUAACCUUUGCACUCUUCUCUGAGGUAUUCUGUUUGCUGAUGUCGUUUUCAACUAUAAUAAACCUAAACAAUCAUCUGUUGGCAAUGGUUGACCUUCUAAACAAUUAUCCUGUUCUGAAGUCAUUUUUAGCAGGCUCAAUCAGUGGAACCUGCUCAACUCUCUUGUUUCAGCCUCUUGAUCUGCUGAAGACAAGAUUACAAAGUCCUCUAAAGGCAAGCACUAUAGAACAUGGUAUGGUGUCCCUAUUUUUCCAGGUGAUUAAAAAUGAAAAAGUGUUUAGUCUGUGGAAAGGAACUAUUCCAUCUAUGACUCGCUGUGUUCCUGGGGUAGGAUUGUACUUUUGUUCUCUGAACUGGUUACAAAGGAAAUUUUUGAAAAAUCUGCAUUUUAAUCAAGGAAGAAUUUGUAGAUAUCUUAUGCUUGUAUUUUAUUUGGCUGGUACUAUUCUUUUGCCUUUCACAGUUAUCAAGACUAGAUAUGAGAGUGGUGUGUAUACAUAUGGCAGUGUAUUUCAAGCCUUAAGAAUUAUUCAUGCAACAGAAGGAUUUAAAGGUUUAUUUAGUGGACUGAUUCCCACACUAUUACGAGAUGCACCAUAUUCUGGCAUUUAUCUGAUGUUCUACACUCAAACUAAGAAACAUAUACCAGAAUCAUGGAGAGAUGGAAUUAUUCAAGUUCCAACAGUAUUUCUCUGUGGAACAUUUUCAGGAAUAAUGGCUUCUAUCUUUACUCAGCCUUCAGAUGUUAUAAAAACUCAUAUGCAGUUGUACCCUAGGAAAUUCAAGGGGGUUUCAGUAGCAAUCUGCUAUGUUUAUAAGGAAUAUGGUUUAAUAGGUUUCUUUAGGGGUCUUGCUCCAAGGGUUCUUAGAAGGACACUCAUGACUGCUUUGGCUUGGACUGUGUAUGAGCAGGUUUCCCGAGAAUUGGGCCUGAAGUGAAGGAGAAAAAUAGUGAUUAUAGUAGAUUCUAAUGACUGAAAUACAAAAAAUAUGUUUCGACUACUCCAGUUGAAUAUUAAAAUUAAAAUAUGAUUGCUUAAUUGUUUUUUUAUUCAACUGUAUUUUAACUCCUUGUUAUUGGGUUUUUUCCAUAUGUCUGGACUUCCAUUUGCUGCCUUGUAAAUACAUUAUUUUUAUAUAUUUUUAGGUAGCAGAAAAUGUGACAUCAUUAUUCUACUAAUUACUGUAAUGGAAGUGUAAUAUGAUCCUGUUAUCUAAAAAUGUAUGCAAUACCAUAAACUCCCACUCUUCCAAAAUUAUAAGAUUUUAUUGUGGUAGAUGAAAUGUGUUAGUCUUUUAUUUUGGUAGGAGUAUUAUCGAUCAUUUUGUUAAUUGUAAAAGUGUCAAAAAUAUCAUCUAUCAUAUAGAAGUAUACAUGUAUUUUACAGUUCCAAUAUAUAGAGAAAAGUAUAUAUGAAAUGUGAUUGUCUAAGAUCGGAUUCUGCAUCACCUUGUGUUCAUAUAGAUAUAAAGAGUCCUUUUUUUUUCUUCUUCAAGUUAAACAGCUCCAUUAGUCUGUGGUAUUUUGCCAAUGGUAAAACAGGUCUGAAUAGUAUCAGGGCCAGAUUUCCUUGUGAGCCUCCUCACUACCCACUGAGUUUUCUUAUACUCAUGUAUGUACAAUAAUUUUAUAACCUAUAAUCCCCAGCCUUUACCUUUUUAAAUUUUUGAUCUGCUUCCUUCUUAUUUUUAACACCAUCUUAAUGGAAUAGAAAAAAUGUAACAGUAAAUACAUUCAUAAACAUAGCAAAUACUAAUUUUAAAGCUUACAGUAUUGAAGUAUAAUUAGCAGGGAUAAAUUAUUUAACAGGAAAUUUAAUGUGUAUCAGAAAAUAAUGUUAAUGAAGAAGAAUACAGUAAGACCCCAUUCAGCACCACCCCACUUUAAGCUAAUUCGUUAUAGAGCUCUUGUUUCCUUGAGAGAGAGAAAAAAAUUAUAUAAAUCUAUAUCUCUCUGAACACUACUUUUUCAUACUAAUGGUAGUAGUGCACUAAAUAAUUUUUAUUUAAUAAAAUAAUGCAACACAUAACAUAGAAUAAUAACAUGCAAAAGGCAGACAAUGUCCCGUAACUAUUACAAUUUCUCUGGCAUUUCUAGCAACACAGUAUGAGCUGUUAAAACAUCAUCCAUCUACACGAUAUCGUUCCUGUUGGAAAAAAUUAUUUUCUAAGAAAGUGAUCUACAGAAAACAACGCAAUGUUACGCCUCUGUGUUCAUUUGUUAAUUUUCCGUAAAAAUUCUUUCCGAAGAAACUUUAGCAAUACAAGUCCUUACUUAAAUAAAACUAGUUUAUUCUUUCUCAAUACAACUUUGCGAUACACAUAAUUUCCACAGU
Limulus polyphemus (Atlantic horseshoe crab) is the source of this 2447-nucleotide messenger RNA. RefSeq names its product solute carrier family 25 member 38-like. Gene Ontology annotation, cellular component: mitochondrion. Gene Ontology annotation, molecular function: glycine transmembrane transporter activity. The coding region runs from base 151 to 1050 and encodes 299 amino acids. Lineage: Eukaryota; Metazoa; Arthropoda; Merostomata; Xiphosura; Limulidae. The record is from RefSeq and is a predicted model, not a curated record. Gene Ontology annotation, biological process: glycine import into mitochondrion. The transcript is spliced from 10 exons.